This is a messenger RNA of Photinus pyralis (common eastern firefly), 1026 nucleotides long. RefSeq lists its product as uncharacterized. Gene Ontology annotation, cellular component: secretory granule. Lineage: Eukaryota; Metazoa; Arthropoda; Insecta; Coleoptera; Lampyridae. The coding region runs from base 166 to 768 and encodes 200 amino acids. The transcript has 2 exons. The record is from RefSeq and is a predicted model, not a curated record.
UUUACAUUUUUUCAAGAAUUUUUGUUCAAAUUAACCUAUCUUUAUAUUCCCAAACAUUUUUUUUAUUUGUAAACUAACAUUCCACGAAGCCAAAGUAAUGUGUAAACAUUAACAAUUUUAAUUUUUAACUCCUUGUUCUAGUUUUACAACCAAAAUGUUAUUAGCAUGAUAGAAAUAAUUUUUAAAAUGUUCAAAUCCCUUUUCUUUUUUAUUGUUUCUAUAUUUAAACGGGCACUGUGUUGUUUUCGAAGACGAAAGCGAGUAAAUGAAUUUGUUCCUCUAACCCAGGUUGGUGUUAUUUCUGAAAAAAGUAUCCCAAAUGAAAUGGACAGUUGGAAUGACUGGAAUGAGCCAGUGGCGACACCAUCGACACCAACAACUGUACAAGAACAAAUAGAAUAUUAUCGACAACAAGCUAUUGCAGCUCGUCAAGUAAAAGAGGAACCUCAAGAGACACAAGAAAAUUUCUUCGAAGAUAUGAUGCCCACUAUUACAGCUCAGACUAAAGUGUACAUAAAUCCAAAUGUUACGCAAAGUGAGACGUCUAAUAAAUUUUCACUGGCUCCUGAAAACAUUAACGUGAUGAGCAAAGAAUUGGAAGAAUGGGACGACGAAAGGGGAUGGGAAGACCAGACACUCGAUUUCGAUGCUAGGGAAGCAUUGAAAGAGAGCAGAAGAGAAGCUAGACAGAAGAAAGCUUGGGAACAACAGCAACGACGACAAGAGAAACUGACACGAGGAACCUUGGGGGCUAAGGUUUAUGCGUAGCAUUUAAUAUCCCAAGUUAUUGUUAAAAAAUGUUUGUUAUUAUAAUGUGUACUGCUCCGAUGAAGCCAAAACGUAGGUUUUAGGUGCUAUAUGUAAAUAGUGGGAAAUAAAAAAUAUUAUGUUUAGUAAUAUAAUAAAAUAAUGUAUGUAUUCAUUCAAUUUCAUAUUUAAUUAAGUUAAGAGACAUUGUAAAUAGUAUGAUCAUGAGUUUUUCAAAUGCAAACGAAUAAAAAGAGUGGAUUCCACACUAGACUAGCA